Vigna umbellata (rice bean) is the source of this 1979-nucleotide messenger RNA. NCBI's taxonomy places the organism in Eukaryota, Viridiplantae, Streptophyta, Magnoliopsida, Fabales, Fabaceae. The record is from RefSeq and is a predicted model, not a curated record.
UUGGGUUGUGUUGUGUGACUAAUAUGUAGUGUUAUUUGUGUUGAUGAGUGAGCAGAGAAAUGAAUUGUGGUAUGGUCCAGACAGAGUGAAAUACUUGGGACCCUUUUCAGCUCAGACUCCCUCUUAUUUGACUGGAGAAUUCCCAAGGGAUUAUGGAUGGGACACUACUGGAUUGUCUGCUAAUCCUGAAGCAUUUUCCAAGAACAGGGCUCUUGAGGAUGAGUUAGUCGAGCAGAGCACACAAGGUACAUUCACUCCCGAGGGUCGUGAGGACAUAUUGGCAGUUGCCAUUGGUCGUCCAGAGCAUUCUGGACGUGUUCGAGGUGUUGGUAAAUUUAUUGGCAUUCGUCAAUUCUUCGGUCCUCCAACAAAUCAUCAUAGUAAAGCCCAUGUUAGUGAGGAGGUCCUCAAGGGUAUAAGAGAAGAAAUUAGACAGGAGAUGAGGGAGGAGAUCAGCGAGAUGAAGAAAGAGUACGGUGAUAUGAGAGCACAAUUGAAGAAGGAGUACUCUGAUAUGCGGGCACAAUUGUUAGCAGAUGUGCGAGCAGAAUUAGCCUCCUCCUCAAGCCAACCUAGGAAUCUUCCUCAACCUUCUAAUCUUUGUAUAAGCACAAAGGAGAGUUGUGAUGUUUCUCCUCAAAACGCUUCUCCCACUAUUGAUGCAGACUACGAGUUGUUUAGUGAUGAUGCCCUACAGUGCUUGGUGGCCUUAGGUAAAAUGUAUACAUUGGGGUCAACUAUACACCAUGAAACCAUUACAGCUGAUAUGAUGAGAGUGGUGGUUGUAGACGUACGAAAUGCUACAGCUCGAGUCCCUGUGCCCACUGAGGAUGUUCAGACAGUGGGACAUGCCCUUGGAAAUUUUAUCCUUUGGCCCCUUAGAUUAUCAAGAGCAAUUGUAAAGAAGGUUGAAGCACAAGGGCAGGAAGAUAUGAAUGAAUCACUGCAACAACAGUUGCAGCCGCCACAACACAGAAUUCUAGAACAACUUGGUGUGUUGGCAGUGAAGAUCUCCCUUUCUCCUAUAGAGUUACAAAUGCCUCCUGAAGUCACAAACAGGACAUCUUCACUCUCUUUCUUCAUAUGUCAAAGGGAUAUUUUUGAAAUUCUCUCUGGCACUGAUAUGUUAUGUAUAUCAGUACUACAACUUUGGUUGUUGUAUUUACAUCGGUUGACCAUUGAAAAGAAGAAUGAUCACAUUUAUGGUUUUAUUGACCCUGUUGCCAUUCAAGGAGUUGGGAAUAAAGGUGAAGAGGUCCAAAACUACCUCUUAGAGGCUUUUGUAAACGGAAAAAAGCAAGUGUACUUAGCACCUUAUUUGCAACAGGGUCACUGGCAAUUGUUACUAAUUCUUCCUCAACAGUUUCUUGUAGUUCUCUUAUGUUCAUUGCACAAAAAACCUCACACUUUGGCAAUUAAAAAUACACUAAUAUUAGUGGUUGAGGCAUAUUCAAGGUUGCAGGGAACACAUAUCGUCUCUAGAAAGAAGUUGCAAUUCAUUGCACCAACUUGCUCACGCCAACCGGGAAGCUUUGAGUGCGGAUAUUAUGUCAUGAGGCACAUGCAGAAAGUUAUAUCCGCAAAUGUCGUUGACUCAUGGAAAUUGAUAUUUGAUGACACGUCUCCAAUGGAACAACAUGUCAUAAAGGAUGUUCGGGAGCAGUGGGCUACAUUUUUUUUAACCAUUUGUAAAUGAUUGGAUGUUUCAAUAUUACAUUUUGAGUUUAGGAACUAUUUUAUGUGUAAUAUGUUAAGAAACUAUGUUAGGUAAAUAUAGUUAGGAACUUUGUUAAGUAAAUAUUACAUUUUGAUGUGUUAAUGAAAACAAUAUUGAUUAUGUUACUUGUUAUUGAUUAUUUAAACUGUAUUCUGGGAUUGAAUCUUAUGCAGGUCUGGAUAUGGAUAGUAGUAUAUACAAAUAAAAUAUUUAAAAACAACAUCACUUUUUACACCAGUCAAAGCCACAGCAGGUAUAAAAA